This is a messenger RNA of Nanorana parkeri, 1256 nucleotides long. RefSeq lists its product as uncharacterized. The record is from RefSeq and is a predicted model, not a curated record. The coding region runs from base 1 to 1254 and encodes 417 amino acids. Lineage: Eukaryota; Metazoa; Chordata; Amphibia; Anura; Dicroglossidae. The transcript has a single exon.
AUGCGGACGUCUUCUAGAUGCAUGUUCUGUGCGCUGUCCAUAUUUGUGUGCGUUGCUUUCAUUUUUUACUCUUACGAUGUAGAAUCCGGACGUCUGAAGAUGAGAAUACAGAAUCCUUCCAUUGCCACAGACACCAUCACUGCUCUGGAUCAUCGAACAUUCAUCAUCGCUCCGUAUUAUGAGCCUAGACUUGGCCGGUCAGUUCGGGUCAUCGCCAUCAUCCAUGUAUCUGUGACCGAGCUCUAUUGUUUCUUCCAUUGUUCCGCCGAUGAGAUUGUCUUCACCCGGGCAGAAAUAGAUUUUCACAGAGAUUCAUUUGGGUUCCCAUAUGGAACAGCGGAUCUUCUAUGUGCAGAACCUUCUGGGUGUGAUUACACUUAUAUGUCUUUUUCUAAAUCCACAAACAUAAAUCAGAACCUCCUGUUUGAAGUCAGGAACCGUCCACCACAGCCGAUCUCUAACAAUUUCACCGUCUGUAUUUCUACUUUGUAUGGAAACUACGACAAUGUCCUCCAGAUGGUCCAGCACAUUGAGAUGUACAAGAUUCUGGGGGCCUCUAGAGUCACCAUGUAUAACACCAGCUGUUCCCGGGAUGUAGAUAAGGUGUUACGUCAUUACAUUGAUGAAGGAACUCUGGAGGUUGUGUCAUGGCCAAUAGACCGCCAUCUUCAGACAUCUAAGGAAUGGCAGUAUUCCAAAGGACUCAGCUCUGAGAUUAGUUAUUUUGGACAAACUGCCACCUUAAAUGAUUGUCUAUACAGGAACAUGUACACAAGUAAAUUUGUUCUCCUCAAUGACAUUGAUGAAAUUAUUAUUCCAGUCAAGGACUGGGACUGGUCAUCACUGAUGGAGAGUCUUCAGAAUGAACAUCCAGAUACAAGUGUCUUCCGCUUUGAGAAUCACGUCUUUCCCACUUUAGUCAACGCCUCUGGAUUUGACCUGUGGCCUCAUCUUCCCGGGGUCAAUAUUCUCCAUCAUUCUGUCAGAGAACCUAUAAAAUGGAAAUUCUGGAAUGGCCGAAAAAUGAUUGUGAACCCCAGGGACGUAUUUCAGACCUCCAUCCACUCCGCUCUGAAAUACAGAGGAGAAUCGAAGAAUAUAGCACAAGACAUGGCCAUCACCUUCCAUUGUACACACGAAUGGAGGAAUGACAUCACCGCAGAGAAACUCAUUCCAGAUAAUAUACUGAGGAGACACAAUGUGUCCUUAGUGCCAAAUGUAAAUAAGGUGAUUCAGAGACUUUUCCCUCAGUAAUA